Messenger RNA from Mya arenaria, 1824 nucleotides. RefSeq lists its product as uncharacterized. Bases 109 to 1101 code for a protein of 330 amino acids. The transcript has 7 exons. NCBI's taxonomy places the organism in Eukaryota, Metazoa, Mollusca, Bivalvia, Myida, Myidae. The record is from RefSeq and is a predicted model, not a curated record.
GAAAGAAACUUUACGUGGAGUUUGUUCGUUUAAAACUGUUGUCUGCUACUUGAUGAUUGAUUUUUUAUUUAUUCAAUUUUUGUCUUUUUCACCAGCUUAUUUACCAACAUGGAUCAUUCUCAGGAAGAGGCAAGCCUGAAGAAAAAGUUGCAAGGAUUUCUUACUGAGAUGCUGAAGUUAGGGACCGUGAAGGGAUUUAAGCAUUUUGCAAUGUACAUGAGAGGCCGGGAGGAAAUGGUACUUAGUGUGGUCAACACACCACAGGCUCUGAGCAGCAGCUUACCUAGCAACCCCGUAUCAAUCCAGUCUGACCACAGGAAAAUGUCCAAGUCUGGUUCAUUCAGCUCUAAUAAUCUGCCUUAUGACCAGCGUUCUCUGAUGCUGUCCAUGCGGUCACAGGUGAUACUGAGUACACACGGGGUCAAGGAUGUCGGGCUUCCACCAGCAUCUCCCAGUGAGGAGGAGUCACUUCCAACAGAUGAGAGAUCAACCCUGUUCCUGAUAGCUGGUUAUGGGCGAUACAACUGUCCAUAUGUCUGGGUUCGCUCAAACCAUGAGAGGCUUGUCAAACUAACCGGUGAAUCAAGAGAGAAAGAUUGCCCACUUAAACUCAAGUCCACGCUUAAGUGGAAAGAUAAUGAGGUAUUUGUCUGGGAUAUCAUAGCAGAACUUGUAAAGCUAUGCACCUACCCUGCUCCGAGGAAUCCAUUUGAGAUAGACUUUAACUAUUUCAAUCUCUUACCACUACAAGAGAAGGUGCUUGCAUCAGCGUCGAUGGUGAAUGUUCUCCAGAAAAUACUCCUCUAUACUCCAGACCAUAAACCAUUUGCUGGACAAGUGUUUGAAGAACUCCAACUCAUCACAAAGCAGCAUUUUGCCGCAUUGGAGUCACUUGUUAAAGAACAGGGUCUCCCUAUUCUCAAACAACAACAGCAGCAGCAGCAGCAACAGAGAUCACAACCUAGCCAGGAACUAGGACGAACAAGAACAUCAUCAUACAAUUACCCCCAAAGUGUUCCGGCCCCACAGACUUACCAGACAAAUGCGCCGGUUUCCACACAGUCAUAUAGUCACCAGCAGAAAACUCGUGCAAUGUUUUAGAAAUACUCAUUAAGUGUCAGUGUGAAUGUGUUAUUGUCAUUUUCAUUCAUCAGGGGCUUGAUCAUGAUAAAUCUAACAUGGUACGCAUAGCAUUAUCACUCUGGUGUACGAGAAUGGUUAUUGUAUGCUUGGGUGUUUUGGUUUUUUGGGGGUUGGGGGGGGGAAUCAUUGUGUGGUAAAUUGGAAUUGCUUCCAAAGCAGUGUAUGGGAAUCAGUGGACAUGACCAAAUGCGAUAAGUGAAUUACAACCGUAGUAGAUAAUAAUCUUCUUUGUUGAACAAAAGAAUAUAUAUUGAUUCCAACUCCUCAUGUAUUUGUUUGUGGGUUUUAGUAGAUCUCUUCAUUGGUUAAACAGUCGUAAGAUUAUUUUUAUAAGGGAAAUUGUGAAUCAUGUCAAUUGUAUAAGUGCUGUUAAUGAAAACAUUAAUUGGUGUUAGUCAUGUGUGGGUAAUAUUUACUUUUUUGUUUUUAUCAUUUAUUUGUAUAACUGAACAAGUCUGAAGGUUAAAACAUGUAUGUUAUUUCAGUUUAAAGCUUUAUUUUCAAUAUAACUGUAUAACAAAACAUGGAUGUUAUUUCAGUUUAAAACUUUAUUUUCAUUGAAACUGUAUAAAAAUAACUUGAAAGGCCAAGAUGGUGUGGGGCCAUGAUUAUGAACAGUCUCUAGUUUGAGUCUAGAUUCAGACUGAGAAAAGUUUUUAUUGCAUUAAAAACAAAGAAUCA